Molecule: messenger RNA, 2064 nt
Organism: Pogona vitticeps (central bearded dragon)
Lineage: Eukaryota; Metazoa; Chordata; Lepidosauria; Squamata; Agamidae
Gene: DDX49
Product: DEAD-box helicase 49
Cellular component (GO): cytosol
Molecular function (GO): nucleic acid binding; ATP binding; RNA helicase activity
Source: RefSeq, a predicted model, not a curated record
GGGCAAGUCUUCACCGGUGCGUCGCAGACUCCGGAAUCCCUUCGGUCCAGGGCGAGCCGAGCCGGGCUGAGCUGUCUGGUCCCUGCUUUCCCCCCUUCAUGUCCGGCUUCGGCGCCCUGGGCCUAGCGCCCUGGUUGGCGGCCCAGGCAGAGCAGGUGGGCCUGAGGAAGCCUACCCCAGUGCAGGAGGCCUGUAUCCCGCCGGCCCUCCAAGGUCGCGAUUGCAUGGGGUGUGCCAAGACGGGGAGCGGCAAGACGGCGGCCUUCGUCCUGCCCAUCCUGCAGAAACUUUCCGAAGACCCAUAUGGCAUUUUCUGCCUCGUGCUGACACCCACAAGAGAACUGGCCUACCAGAUCGCCGAGCAGUUCCGCGUCCUCGGGAAGCCGCUCGGUUUAAAAGACUGCAUCAUUGUGGGAGGAAUGGAUAUGGUCAGCCAGGCGCUGGAGCUGUCCCGAAAACCUCAUGUGGUCAUCGCCACUCCUGGCCGGCUGGCCGAUCACUUGCGCAGCUCCAACACCUUCAGCCUUCAAAAGAUCAAGUUCUUGGUCCUGGACGAAGCCGACCGGCUCCUGGAACAAGGCUGCACCGAUUUCACCCAAGACCUGGAGGUCAUCUUGGCCGCGGUGCCCGCCCGCCGCCAGACAAUGCUCUUCAGCGCCACCCUGACGGACACACUGAACGAGCUCAAGCGGAUCGCGAUGAACCAGCCGUUCUUCUGGGAGUCCACCUCCGAGGUUCGGACAGUGGAGCAGCUGGACCAGCGCUACUUGCUAGUUCCCGAGAAGGUCAAAGACGCCUACCUCAUCCAUCUGGUCCAGACCUUCCAGGACGAGCACGAAGACUGGUCCAUCAUCAUCUUCACCAACACUUGCAAGAACUGCCAGAUCUUGAACAUGAUGCUCCAGAAAUUCAACUUCCCUUCCGUGGCGCUCCACUCCAUGAUGAAGCAGAAACAACGUUUCGCAGCCCUAGCAAAGUUCAAAUCCAGCAUCUUUAAGAUUCUCAUCGCGACGGAUGUGGCUGCCAGAGGCCUCGACAUCCCGACCGUUCAAGUGGUCAUCAACCACAACACACCGGGGCUGCCGAAAAUCUACAUCCACCGAGUGGGACGGACCGCCCGGGCAGGCCGUCACGGCAUCGCCAUCACGCUGGUGACCCAGUACGACAUCCAUCUGGUCCAUGCCAUUGAGGAGCAGAUCAAAAUGAAGCUUCAGGAAUUCUCUGCGGAGGAGCAGGCGGUGCUGAGCAUCCUCACCCAGGUCAACGUGGUGCGCCGAGAAUGCGAGAUUAAACUGGAGGGAACUGAUUUUGACGAGAAGAAGGAAAUAAACAAACGGAAACAGAUGAUUCUUGAAGGAAAGGAUCCUGACCUGGAGGAGCAGCGGAAGGCAGAGCUGGCCAAGAUCCGGAAGAAGAAUGUGCAGUUUCGCACCCAAGUCCGGCAGACACUGGAAGACAGGCGACAGCUCCUGCUCCGGCGGAAGCUUCAAAAACGGGUCCGCCGGCGGCAUCAUCAGCAAGAGAAGCCGAAAGUGGCUGGAGAGAAGGGACGGGAUCUGACCUCAAGCCAGGCAGGCAGGAGAUGAGAGUUAGCCUCAUGAUGCUUUAGGGCAGGAGGACAUAUAUAUUUUAGAUAUGUAUAUUUCUAAAGGUGGUUACUAGAACUGGCCAUGCUUUAUAAAGCAUUUGCUGCAAUCCACAUUUUCCAGUAUCCGCGGAGAGACUUGUAACCCGUCCCCUGUGGAUAUGGGAGUCCAACUGUAUAAGGGAGAGAGGUUAAUUCUGCAUCAAGAACAGUUCUCUUCUGCCCCUGCGGUUCAUUUUCUGUAAAGUCCUGGGGCCGCUUUGUGCUCCAGGGAGAACCGGUGUUUAGAACCGUGGGUCCAUGCUCUAGAAAGGAAAUGUUUACGGGCGUCACCGUCGGGACGACAGAAGGUGAAAGAAAUCCCAUUUUUCUUUCUUUUUAAAUCACAUUCCUAGAAACCGGUUGCUUUCCUACAAGCUUAGGCUGGCCUUCGCUUUGGGGCGGCUCGGCUUUCUUUGAAAUAAAACCUGGCAGUUUUA